Molecule: messenger RNA, 924 nt
Organism: Balearica regulorum gibbericeps (East African grey crowned-crane)
Lineage: Eukaryota; Metazoa; Chordata; Aves; Gruiformes; Gruidae
Source: RefSeq, a predicted model, not a curated record
GAAAUUCUUUCUGGAGUCGUGGUCAUAACAAGUAAGGAUACAGUCCAGCACCAAGGUAUCUCAUUAACAAUGGAAGGAUCAGUAAAUCUGCAGCUUAGUGCCAAAAGUGUGGGCGUGUUUGAAGCUUUCUAUAACUCUGUCAAGCCUAUUCAAAUUAUUAACAGCACUAUUGAAAUGGUAAAACCAGGGAAACUUCCCAGUGGCAAGACAGAAAUUCCAUUUGAAUUUCCAUUGCAUAUGAAGGGGAACAAAGUUCUGUAUGAGACGUAUCAUGGUGUCUUUGUUAAUAUUCAGUAUACCCUACGGUGUGAUAUGCGACGUUCUCUGCUGGCAAAAGACCUAACUAAGACUUGUGAAUUCAUUGUCCAUUCACUGUCACAGAAAGGGAAACUGAUGCCUAGCCCAGUAGACUUCACAAUUACUCCUGAAACUUUACAAAAUGUUAAAGAGCUUCUUGUCCUUUCACUAGAUACCACUGACUCCAUCAUCUUUACUCCUUCUCAUCAGGUAUUUAUACAUCCUGAUAAGAUCUGCCUGAGCCAUCUGUUCUGCAGGGUGAACAAUCCCAGCUCUCAGGCUCUUGUAUGUCACAUGCUCUUAGCCAUCUUUACAGCCAAAUCCAGCAAAGGCUGGACUUGCUCCAGUAAGUCUGUGUUUCUUGUACCAGGACGUCCUGAAUUGGACACACUAUCCCCACUUUGUCUCACCAGUGCUGAAGAGAUGGGGAGAAUCACCUCCCUCCACCUGUUGGCAAGACUUUCUAAUGCAGCUCAGGGUGCUGUAGGCCCGUUUGUCCAGCCUGUUGAGGUCCCUGUUGCAGUGCAACUAUCUGGUUCACCAGCCACUCCUUCCAAUUUUGUAGUGUCUGCAGACUUGCUGAGGAUGCAUUCUGUCCUAUCAUCCAAGCCAUUGUUGGAGAUGUGA